AUGUCAUUACCUUACCGCCCAAACGUCAACUACGGCCGGGAAUAUCGCCUGCUCUCAACCUAUAUCUCGUGCUACAGCUCUGUUUCUAACCAGAAGAACAAGGAUCCUUUGGUAACCUGUUUCCUCAAGAUGCAGGAGGAAAGUUCCACAUACUCUCUACACGUUCAGGAUCGUGAGAAACUCGUCGUGAAGGAGGAGGGCAUUAAGUCCCUCACCCGAGACCAUCAAGCAACCACUGACGUGGAUUCGAAACUCACAAGUCAGGUCGACGAACUUCUAGAGGAUUUUAAGUCAGGCCAUGAAGCCUUGAAGAGGGAUUUUGAAGAGAUGGACUAG
Messenger RNA from Penicillium cosmopolitanum, 336 nucleotides. RefSeq lists its product as uncharacterized. The coding region runs from base 1 to 336 and encodes 111 amino acids. The transcript is spliced from 3 exons. The record is from RefSeq and is a predicted model, not a curated record. Lineage: Eukaryota; Fungi; Ascomycota; Eurotiomycetes; Eurotiales; Aspergillaceae.